This is a messenger RNA of Racocetra persica, 154 nucleotides long. NCBI's taxonomy places the organism in Eukaryota, Fungi, Glomeromycota, Glomeromycetes, Diversisporales, Gigasporaceae. The record is from the annotation of a GenBank genome assembly.
UCAUUGUCACAGUGGGGAACUGAUUUUGAGAUAAUUGCUGCAAAGUCAUUCCUUGACACCAAAACACGUGAUCAGAUAAAGAACAAAUAUAAAAAGGAAAGAAAGAAUAACCCUGUGCGUGUUAAUAAUGCAUUAGAUACUCGCAUUCCAGUUG